UCGCGGUACAAGGACGAAUAAAGGAAAUCAGAUGCUCCGAUCCAUAGUGCCUUACUGCUGAACAUGCCAGGGGCUUCUUUGAAUGCGACGCCUGAUACAUAUUUCCCCUACCAAAUAAAUCCGGGCCGAUGAUCUUCUCCCAACCGAAAAGCUUCAUUCAUCUAUCCAGGAAUCGAAUUUCCACCGCUUCUUUUUCCCCUCUUUCGUCACCGCAGCGAUGUAUAUCCUAUAGCACGAACCUUCCCGAAAAAAUUUAACCAAAUAAUAGAAAAAGAAAUACACGGGAAUAAACAAAGAGAAAAAGAAAUGGACAUCUCUCAACUCUCCACCCAGCUCACCGAAGCACCAACCCACUUCCCAAAUUGUUGUCUAUCUAUCUCCAGCACCCUGAUAGCCCACUUAGCAUGGCUCCUUCCUGAAAGGCCCGCGUUUGCCCUAUCAAUAGGCUGUGGAUCCGGUCUCCUUGAAGCUCUAAUACUACAUAACCACCCCAGCGUCCACAUCACCGGAAUAGAAGUCUCCACGUCAGUCAACCGCUACCUUGCAGAAGAGGACUUCGACGUGGUCAGCGGGACUUGGGAUCUGUAUGCGCGUGCGCCGCAGGCGGCAGCAUGGAUGUUUGUUUACCCGCGUGAACCGAAGCUGGUUAGCAAGUAUAUCGAGCUGUAUGGCGAUGGACCUGAGUCGUCAGUGCAGAUGAUUCUGUGGUUAGGACCUCGCGCGGAUUGGGCUGAUUAUGAGCCGUGCUUUCGCAAUUCGUCUUUCUCGGACGUGUGUAUCCCUGAGAAUGUGGGGAUGAUGGAGUUCGAGAUGUUGGCUGUUAUGCGCAGGAGGUAGCGGUGUGUUUGAUGUUCGAAGGAGAAUCAUUAUCCAGCACCAGGGUAUACAUAUGUUUAAGUCAUCAGACAGGGCCGCGAGAUAAUCAAAUUCCUGGCUGCUAGCAGAUGGGUUAGGCGACAGGAUCUGCGCAAGAUGCAAGAGGUUCGCUGAUCGCUACUACUACUACUACUACUACUACUACUACUACUACUACUCCUGCUGCUGCUGCUACCAUCUGCUGUCCGGUCGGUCGUCCGAGGAAUCUUAGCGACGUCAUCAUAUUUCCAAGCCUUGAUAUACUAUAUGUCAUUAUCAUAUUCGGGACAUGAAAGGCUUAAAAAUCAUGGCAAUAGAAAUAAGACUUCAGCAAGGCG
Aspergillus piperis CBS 112811 is the source of this 1193-nucleotide messenger RNA. RefSeq lists its product as uncharacterized. Lineage: Eukaryota; Fungi; Ascomycota; Eurotiomycetes; Eurotiales; Aspergillaceae. The record is from RefSeq and is a predicted model, not a curated record. The transcript is spliced from 3 exons. Bases 307 to 837 code for a protein of 176 amino acids.